Paramormyrops kingsleyae is the source of this 1461-nucleotide messenger RNA. NCBI's taxonomy places the organism in Eukaryota, Metazoa, Chordata, Actinopteri, Osteoglossiformes, Mormyridae. The record is from RefSeq and is a predicted model, not a curated record.
GCGUUAGUCGGGACUUUCCAGGGAUAGACCUAGACACGGAAACGAAUUCUGGUUUACCUUCCAACGGAAAACAUACAAUUAUCUUUGUCUUUUAAACGUUUAAAUGUUUCAGUGAGUUCUCAAAGUAUGACUUCGGAAAACGAAAUCCAUAAUUAUUGUCCGUUAAAAGAAAAUACCGUGCCGACAAACGAAAAGUUGGGAAAGCUCUAUGUUUUUGUUUUGUUUUUGAGUAUCGUUUUUGGAGUGGAAGUAAUCGUUUCUGGAAUUCUUGUAUACAACUUGUCAAAAGAGAUAAGUAAGGCUCAAGAAGUCGCCAGGCUCGGGGAAUACCCUUUGCAUUGUUUGCACCAGCUGGUGGAUCCUGGAUAUCAGAAAAAUGCAUCUCUCAGUUCAGGAGAACAUACAGGCUGUGAGGUGUGGAUAGCAGAACUGGAUAAUAGCGUGCACAAGCAAAUUUUAUCUGACAUACGGAAUGGCCUGUAUUUGGAGUUAAAUGCCAACAAUGUAACUUUACUUCAUUCCAACAAACCUGCCAUUCACAUGGGAGCAGAGCAGGAACUGAGGCAACCUACCCGCUGGGUAAAAAACGGUGGGACAGAGAAUAUGAUGGGCACAACAGAAAUUCUCAACUGGGAUAAUAUUAACGGACCAGCUAUACAGCAAGGCAUGAUGGGAUACGUCGAUGGAGAGAUUGUUAUACCCCGUGAAGGUCUUUACUUUGUCUACUCACAGGUAUAUUUCCAAAUACUUUCUUCAGAACAAGAAAGAGAGUCCCAGCAGUUUGGGCAGCAUUUAUACAGGAGAAGGGGAUCUUCUCUGAAGCCAGUGUUACUGUCUAGGGCCACUGUGACUAAGUGCUGGCAUAGCGGGCACCACUUUGCCUUGUUCUCCAGCCAUCAAGGCGCUCUGUUCCACCUGCAGCAAGGUGACACAUUGUCCCUCCGGGUUCUUGACAUCCAGUCAGUACGACUGCAAGAGGAUACAACUUUUUUUGGAGCUUUUAAAAUUAACUAAAAUAUCUCAUACGAUUCAUAAACAUUUUUAGUAUGUUAUAUGUACAUAUUUAAGUAGACAUUUUGCAUUUAUUAUGUCUGCUCAAAGCAUUUAUAUCAUAGGAAGGAUAUGAAUAGGGGUGGCACUGUUCCCUCACACCUCUGGGACCAGGGUUCAAGUCUCUGCCAUGGAUCCAUGUGUAUCCCCAAGGCUUCUGCAGCUGAAGCAGUGCUGGGUUUAAUGAUGAAAUUAAAAUGGAGUUAUGUGUUUGGGGGUGGCAUGGUGGUGCAGUGAUUAGCACUGUUCCCUCACACCUCUGGGACCUGGGUUUGAGUCUCCGCCAUGGCUCCAUGUGUGUGGAGUUUGCAUGUCGUCAUUGUGGGGUUGUCUCUGGGUACAGUCCAAAAAUAUGCUGAGAUUAACUGGAGUUAUCAAAUUGCCCGUAAGUGUGAGUAAAUGGUGUGUGAG